GAGGCUAUUGUAGCAUAUAAGAAGAAGACGGAAGAAGAAGAAGAAGAACGCCACUCGGAUUGCACGGCGAUAGGAUCCACUUUCUAUGUGGUUCUCGUAUCCCGUAGAACUACUUCUGGUUCCCUUCUUUAUCUCCUUCAACCAUCCCUAUCCUGUUUUGUUAUGAUUCAUUCUCGUGUUCUAGCAUUGCCGACGCCUUAUUAUUUCUCCGAGCCCUCGUUCGUCAUCUUCCGCCCUUUCCUCUUCUUCUCACCCUAGUCUCUCCGUUGGACUCGUUCCCUCCUUCACGUGUGCAGUACGCUGCGAUUUGGCACGAAUCUGAGCUGCACAGGAGGAGGUUGUGGCCGUGAUGGAGAUGAUGAAAGCGAAGAUUCCUCUGCUACACUGUGCCAUGGAUAAAAGAUGGGUGUGGGCUGUGAUGCUGAUCUCAAUUGUCCUCGUCUUCUUCGCCGCCGCCUCGAACAUGAGCAUCCUCUCCUCCAUCCACACCAUGUACUUCCUGACCAACGCCACGACCCCUGCCAUCGUGGAGUCCACAUCGUUCCCCGCUUCGCCGCCGCCGCCGCCGCCUGUCGGUUCCCCGAUUCCCAGGUUGGCCUACUUUAUCUCCGGAUCCAAGGGAGAUCUGGAUCGCCUGUGGAGGACGCUGCGGGCGCUGUACCAUCCUCGGAACCUCUACGUCGUGCACUUGGACUUGGAAUCUCCGGCGAGCGAGCGGCUGCGGUUGAUUUCGCGCGUCGCCAACGAGACCCUCUUCGCCAAGGUCGGGAACGUGCAUGUAAUCAAGAAGUCGAACCUGGUUACCUAUCGAGGGCCGAUGGUGAUAGCCAACGCGCUCCACGCCUGUGCUGUGCUUCUCAAGAAGGGCGGGCAGUGGGACUGGUUCAUCAACCUCAGUGCCUCUGAUUACCCUCUCGUUACGCAAGACGAUAUACUACACACCUUCUCGUCCUUGCCGCGGAACAUAAGCUUUGUGGAGCACACGAGCCGAUUGGAUUGGAAAGAGGACCAGAGAGCGAGACCUUUGAUCGUUGACCCUGGAUUAUACAUGAGCAAGAAGACUGAUAUCUUAUGGGUAAGUCAGAGAAGAGAGACGCCGACUGCAUUCAAGCUGUUCACAGGCUCUGCAUGGGUUGCUCUGUCGCGGGAGUUCGUCGAGUUCUGCGUGUGGGGAUGGGACAACCUGCCGAGAAGGCUCCUCAUGUACUACACCAACUUCAUCUCCUCCUCCGAAGGCUACUUCCAGACAGUGAUUUGCAACGCGCCCGAGUUCUCCAACACCGUCGCCAACCAUGACCUUCACUACAUCGCGUGGGAUGUGCCGCCGAAGCAGCACCCGCGCGUCCUCACCAUGGCCGACAUGUCUAAGUUGGUAGGCAGCAACGCUCCUUUCGCCCGCAAGUUCAGGCGGGACGAACCCGUGCUGGACAAGAUCGACGCGGAGCUUCUUGGCAGGGCUAAUGGAAGCUUCGUCCCCGGUGGGUGGUGUGCGGGUAGUCCGCCGUGCUCCGAGGUCGGGGAUCCGACACGGCUCCGGCCCGGACCGGGGGCUCAGAGAGUAACUUUGCUGAUGGAUGGGAUUGUUCGGUCCAACAAGUUCGGCCGGAACCAAUGUAAAUAGAACGUCUCGGCGUUGAUGCAGCAGAACUGCAGCCUGAGUUGAAUUCAUUACAAAUAUCUAUCUGUGACAUUUGCCAAGAUCUGGACAUUCAGAGGGGGAAGAAAGAUCGGCAGAUGCAGCUUUUGAGAAGUGUGAAGCAAGAAAGCAUUUGAUAGCGUAUGAAUAAAAAAUGUUGAAUCAUCAGCUUUCGUA
Musa acuminata AAA Group (dessert banana) is the source of this 1813-nucleotide messenger RNA. RefSeq names its product beta-glucuronosyltransferase GlcAT14B. The record is from RefSeq and is a predicted model, not a curated record. Gene Ontology annotation, molecular function: glucuronosyltransferase activity. NCBI's taxonomy places the organism in Eukaryota, Viridiplantae, Streptophyta, Magnoliopsida, Zingiberales, Musaceae. Gene Ontology annotation, cellular component: membrane. The transcript is spliced from 4 exons. The coding region runs from base 350 to 1621 and encodes 423 amino acids.